This is a messenger RNA of Rhodamnia argentea, 4450 nucleotides long. RefSeq names its product mitogen-activated protein kinase-binding protein 1. The transcript is spliced from 20 exons. Gene Ontology annotation, molecular function: protein binding. Gene Ontology annotation, cellular component: mitotic spindle. Lineage: Eukaryota; Viridiplantae; Streptophyta; Magnoliopsida; Myrtales; Myrtaceae. The record is from RefSeq and is a predicted model, not a curated record. Gene Ontology annotation, biological process: regulation of mitotic cell cycle; mitotic spindle organization. The coding region runs from base 161 to 3850 and encodes 1229 amino acids.
CCUCCAUCUUCGCACAGAUUUCCCGCUCCUUCCUUCAAUGCCGCCACUGUAAAUCCAAGUUCAAAACGGUGCUCGAACGGAAACCCUUCCACAGUGCUAAGCACGGAGCUCCCCACUCCUCCUCCUCCCGCGCAGCCGCCGCCGCCGUCUUCCAUCAGUAAUGAAAGCGAUUCGCAAGUCCAGAAAGCCCGAUUCGUCUCCCAAGCUGCUUCUGCGACAGAUUGUCGGAUUGACCGCGAGGAACGCGAAUGGGCUUGCGGGGAUCGCGUCUGCUAGGAGCUGCGUCUAUGUGGCGGGUUGCGUGGUCGUGGUCUAUGACGUGGUGUCCGGCACGCAGUCGCACCUCUUGGUCUCUCAUCGAACGCCCAGACCUCUGAGCUGCGUCGCGGUUUCGCACGAUGGCCGGUUCAUUGCGGCUGGAGAGUCAGGGAGUCAACCUUCAGUGCUGUUGUGGGACUACGCAAAUAUGUCACUUGUAUCUGAAAUGAAAGGUCAUUUUCAUGGAGUUGCAUGCAUUGCUUUCUCUCCUGAUGGGAAGCAUCUCGUCUCAGUUGGAGGUUAUAUCUAUUUCUGGGACUGGCAGAGUGGAAGAUUGGCAACAAAGGUUAAAGCUAGUUCAUCUUGUUCUGCCAUUGCAUCUGUUACCUUUUCCUCGGACACAAAGUAUAUCCUGACGGCUGGAAAUAAGCAUUUGAAGUUGUGGUCAGUUGCUUUGUCUUCCCGAACUCGCUUUAAUGGUGAGGCAGAGACACAAGUGCUGCAGGGAAAGCCUCUUAAUCUUGGUCUUCAGAGAGGACAGUCAUUUGUAUCAGUAACAUCCCCCAUUUGGACCAAUCAGCAACCAGCCAACGAUAGAUUUCUUAUCUAUGCAUUGACUGAAGCAGGUGUAUUAUGCCUUAUUCGUUCUGGUUCCCUGAGAAAUUCGGUGGAUUUGAAGGUUAAAAGAGCUUUUGCGUUGUCUGCAUCAGACAGGCUAAUUGCCUGUGGAUGCAGCAAUGGAUUAGUACAACUGGUUUCCAUGGAGACCCUAGUAUAUGCUGGGACAUUAUCAUACUCAAUGUCCCAAAAAUACCAUGUUGAGAUGAAGAAUUACGAUACUGAACCCAGCCAAAAGGAUUGUAAAGUCACAGAAGCACUUCCAGAUGCAGUUGCUUGUCAGUUCUCAACGUCUGAAAAGCUUGUGGUUGUCUAUGGAGAUCACAGCAUCUAUAUAUGGGAUUUUGAUGACACCAAUAAGGCUUCCAGGUGCUGUGUGAUUGUUUCACAUUCUGCAUGUAUAUGGGAUAUCAAGAAUCUUCGCUGUGAAAACGAGCAUGAUCCUACUCUUGCAUGUGUUGCUAGAGGCUGCUCUGGUGGAGUUUCUUUUGCAACAUGCUCAGCUGAUGGUACUAUUAGGUUAUGGGAUUUCCUGUUGGAACCUAAUUUACCAAAAGAUGCUGCAAGACGCAAUUCUUUAGUUUCACAUUUAGCAAGUGCUGGAAUUUUUGUGCGUGAUACCAUCGAGCCGGGCAUUAGUGCUCAUGGAUUUCGGUCAAUGACGGUCAGUUCAGAUGGGCAGUACCUGGCUGCUGGUGAUUGUGAUGGAAAUAUUCAUAUCUAUAAUUUAUAUAGUUUUGAAUACACAUGUCUUAAGGGCGCUCACGAUGCGGAAGUCCUUUCUUUAUGCUUUAGCUCAUUAGGUAAGAAGAGUAGCAUUUCCACAGGAGUCAAAGACAACAACUACUUUCUUGCUUCAGGGGGACGUGAUCGGGUUAUCCACCUUUAUGAUGUCAAAAGGUUUAUGCCAACUUUGGUGCUUGUUAACUUGGCUUUUGUAAUAUCAUUGUUUGUGAACCUUCUUUUAUUCAGGAAUUUCGACCAUCUUGAACGCAUUGACGACCAUUCAGCUGCUGUGACAUCAGUCAAGCUCAUUAGUGAUAGUGGCAAGCUAUUAAGCUGCAGUGCCGAUAGGUUGCUGGUAUUCCGCGAUAUUGUAGUAGCAGAUGGAAGUUAUAAGAUUUCAUAUGGUCAUCGCCAGAUGGCAUCUAAUGGAACUGUUUAUGAUAUGGCUCUAGAUCGAUCUGAGGAGGUUGCCGUCACUGUCGGACAGGAUAGGAAGAUAAAUACAUUUGAUAUAGCAUCUGGGAAGCUUAUAAGAUCUUUCAAGCAAGAUAGAGAUGGUGGAGACCCUAUCAAGGUUUUCAUGGAUCCAAGCUGCAAUUACCUGGUUUGUUCGUAUUCUGACAAGUCGUUACGCAUGUAUGAUUUCAAUAGUGGGGAGAUGGUUAUUCAAGCUGCAGGUCAUGGGGAAGUAGUAACUGGCAUCAUUUUCCUACCUGACUGCGAGCACAUAAUAUCUGUAGGUGGAGAUGGGUGUAUCUUUGUUUGGCAAGUACCCAGUGCCUUUUCCUGUAAGAUGCUGCAGGGAAUAAAAGCGAACUCUGACCCGCUAAGUCCAAGAAGCUUGGUCCCACCAACAGCUUUUCGUCAUAUUAUAUAUUGUGACAAGGAAGGAAACCAGCUUAACACCGAUUCUGAAGAGAUGUGGCUCUGUACUUCCAAACAAGUUGGAGGCAUAGGUGAUCUUAGAGAUAGUCCUAAAGGGAACUCAACUUUUAGUUUUAGCAUUUCAAGACUACCAAAAUGGGCGCGAGCGAAAGUAUUGAGCUCUGGAAGUCCAAAGAUUGCUCCAUCUCAGGAGCCCGGUCUUGCAUUCCAGGAUAUUCAAACUCCAAAAAAAAGUGACAUUGGGGAGAGUUGGUCCUGUAUCACAAAUAAAUCAGGAGGGGCACAUUCUAGUGACUCCCCAAGCUCGACAUUGUCACAAAAGAGAAACAGAAUGGACAGGCAUUGGCACACUAUUUAUACUGUCUGCAUGGACUUUCAAAAUUCUCCUGAAGCAUGGAAGCAGAAAGAUGAAACGAUUCCAGUUCUUGCUUUCUUCCAGGACAUCGGAAAGCAACCAACAAGUAGUAAACUUCUAGCAGGAUCCUGUGUACCGUUUUGUGAGGAGGAUUCACUUCAGGCAUUAUAUGAUGAGUCAGAGCAGUCAUACGAUAUGAAAAUUGAAAAUGAGGCACUGGAAGCUGCGAGUAGUUACACCUCCCAGAGUGAGAGUGAACACCGUGAAUCAUGUAACAGGGAAGCUGCUGAUCAUGCUUCAGAGCAGCCAUUUUCAGACAGAACAGAAAAGGAGUUGCAGGAGAAAGGCAACAAUUUUAACUGCUGUGAGGAGUACGAAGACAAUACGUUGUUUGACCAGCACUUCGCUAGCUUAUCAGCAACUUCAAAGAUAGAGGAAAGGCAACCAUCAGCAAGGAGAAGAUAUUCUGCCCAAUAUGUUGUGCAGCGGAGGUAUCUUGGAGAGUGGAAGAGCUUUGAUUCUCUCUGUGAAGAAUUAGACCAUAAACAGCCAUUCAAUGUUGUGGAAGAAGCUAACCUUGAUAGCAAUGACAUGUCGAAGUCAACUUGCAAGAUGAUGAAAGAACUGACUAUUGGAGAACCUUGUGAUCAGGCGAUGAAGAGCGCAAGGAAUAUAAUAAUUUCAUCUUCUUGCUUGCCUGGUGAACCAACAAUAGUUGAGUCCGCAGAGGAAAGAAAGCAGAAGAAAUCUCCUCAUGACGAAAAAGGGGUGAAGGGAAAAAUCAGUGAAUGCAGCAAGGCAUUACUCAAUUUGGAGAGUGCUACGGACACUGUAACGCACUUAAUUACUGAUUUGACUUCCAUGGCUUCUGAAGAAGAGCUUCUGAAGGGUUCUGGAGCAGGGUUAUACAACCAGGCUGCAGAACUGCUUCCAACAAUUGCACAAAAGGUCGACGCUCUUGCCAGAAUAUUGCGCUUGGGCGGCAACCUUUCAGUUGUCAGAAAUUGAAUGCAAUACAAGGUACGAAUUUUGUGUGUUUUAUCAACUCGUUAGGCUAAUGGCUGAUUUAGAAGCAGACUUUCUUACCAACCUUUGGAAGACAUGCACAAUGUCUUGUAGAGAAUUAACUAAUUUCAACUCCUAGGUGGGUAUGUUGCAUCCUGAUCAAUAUUGGCUGGCAUGGAAGCUUCUUGCUGAUGCAAGCUUAAUCACCCUUGAGAUACUUGUGAGUGGAGUCAUUUUGGCUAAGAAGUGUAUGAAACAUGAAGACCUAAAGUCAGGGCUCAAUAUCUCACCUCUUGGUUUCUCUACCCCCAAAAUAAACGGUCAGCACAAUGGCUAGUUCAAAGCAAUGAUCAGGACCCAAGGCCGAUUCGAUUAUCACAAAGAGGGCCCACAUCAUGGAGAUGGAGUUGCAGAAGAUGACAUGUCAGAUGACAAAAGUGCGGAAUGAAUCACUAGACGAAAAAAAACCUGAUGGCUGGAGUAGUGAAAAAAAUAAAUUUACCAUUUAGGAAUUUGAGAUUGUACAGAAUAAAGCAGUCAGCUCAACAAAAGUAGGGAAUUUUGAAUCUUUUUCGGAUCCGUACAUUAGCAAAUGCUUUCAUU